This is a messenger RNA of Plasmodium relictum, 2355 nucleotides long. Its product is annotated as RNA-binding protein, putative. NCBI's taxonomy places the organism in Eukaryota, Apicomplexa, Aconoidasida, Haemosporida, Plasmodiidae. The transcript has a single exon. Gene Ontology annotation, molecular function: metal ion binding; pre-mRNA binding; U6 snRNA binding. The record is from RefSeq and is a predicted model, not a curated record. The coding region runs from base 1 to 2355 and encodes 784 amino acids. Gene Ontology annotation, cellular component: Prp19 complex; U2-type catalytic step 2 spliceosome; U2-type catalytic step 1 spliceosome.
AUGAGCUUGAAAAGAUCAUUAAAUCAUUCAGAAAUAGAUGAUGAAAAAAAAAAAAAAAAAAUUAAUACAGAAAAAAAUGGUAAUGAAGAAAAAAAUUGUGAAGUGGAAACAUUUAAUGAAAAAGAAAAUGAUAAAUUAAAUUACUUAAAAUAUAACAGUAUCAUAAAGAUGUCAAACAUUUGUUCAAAUGAUUAUAUUAUUUCUAAUAAUUUAAAUGCAGAGUUAAAUUCAAACACAACAAAUGAUAACUACGAUGAUUGUAAGAAAUAUUUACAAAAUGAUAAAGAGAAAAAUUCUUGUGACGACAAUACAAAUUUUACAUAUGAAAAGAAUGAAAACAAUAAAAUAAAUGACUAUAUAGAAGAAAAAUCUGAAGGAGAAAUAAAGAAACAAAUGAAAAAUAAUAGCAUAAAGGAAGUUGAAUUAUUAGAUAAAAAACUUACUGAAUCAGACUAUAAAAUGAAUGAAGAUGCUAAUAUAGUUGAAAAAGAAAAAGUAGUAAAAAAAGAACAAAAUUUAAAAAAUGAAAAUUCUUUUAACAAUGAAGAAGAAAUAAAAAAAAAUGAAACUUCUUCGGACGACAAAGAAGAAAUAAAAGAAAAUGUAAAUUCUUCGAAUGAUAAAGAAGAAAUAAAAGAAAAUGUAAAUUCUUCGAAUGAUAAAGAAGAAAUAAAAGAAAAUGUAAAUUCUUCGAAUGAUAAAGAAGAAAUAAAAGAAAAUAUAAAUUCUUCGAAUGAUAAAGAAGAAAUAAAAGAAAAUGUAAAUUCUUCGAAUGAUAAAGAAGAAAUAAAAGAAAAUGUAAAUUCUUCGAAUGAUAAAGAAGAAAUAAAAAAUGAAAACACUUCGAACGAUAAAGAAAGAAUUAGUAACAGAACUAAUGCUACUGAUUACGGAAAGGAUAGGGAGGAUUAUAAGCAUAAUUAUCAAAAUUCAUAUUACAAUAUGUAUAAUAUGAAUGUAGAGAAUUAUAUGAAUUAUCCAUAUUAUUAUAAUCAAUAUUAUAAUGUUAUGCAGUCUAAUCCUUUUAAUAACGAUGUAAGUAAAGAAAAUUGUUAUAAUAUUAACGAAUUACAAAGAAAUAAAAAAGAAAAUUUAACUCAAAGAAGUAAUUUUGAAAAUGAAUUUAAAAUGGAUGAAAAUAACACAUCAAAUUUGAUGAACAAUAUUUCUAACGUAUAUGUGAAUAAUCCAAUAAAUAAUUCUAUGAAUAAUCAAAUUGAUUAUUCCACAAAUAACUAUUACAAUAUGUAUAAUUAUAAUUAUAUGAAUAAUUUGAAUUACAAUUAUUAUUAUAAUAUGUAUGAUAAAGGUUAUGAUUACACUAAAAAUUUAGAAAAUAGUAUAAAAAACUAUGAUUAUUGUUCUAUUAUUGAUAAGAGUAUAGAAUUAAUGAAAAAAAGUGAUAAAGUAAAAGAAAUAUUAAAAAACCCAGCAAGAUUACAAAUUACACAAGAUGAAUUAAAUAAAAUUGAAUACACGGAAGGAAAUGAACAAUAUAAUAUUUGGUUUGGCAAAUAUGUAACCGAUAGAUUUGAUAAAAGUUCAAAAAAUACUCCCCGAUUUGUUGCAAAAUAUAAAUGUAAUCCCUUAAAAGAUUCAGGUUAUACUAAAGCAGAUAAAGUAUACAAUAGUAAACAGUAUUUUUGUAUUUAUUUCGCAAGAGGUUGUUGUGCAUAUGGUCAUAACUGCUUAUAUAAACAUCGGAUUCCGAAUGAAAAUGAUGAAAUAGAAUUUGAAGCAUCUAUUGAUAUAUUCGGAAGGGAAAAAUUUAAUACCUUUAAAGAUGAUAUGACAGGUGUAGGCAAUUUUAAUAAUGAUUGUAGAACUUUAUUUAUUGGAAGUAUUUAUAUAAAUAAUUUAAAUGAAGUUUCUGUAAUUGAAAAAAUUUUAUAUGAUGAAUUUAUUAAUUUUGGGAAUAUUGAUUAUGUUAGAUUUAUCCCUAAUAAGAAUAUUGCUUUUAUUCAAUUUACUAAUAGAGUUAAUGCAGAAUUUGCAAAAGUAGCCAUGUCUGACCAACCUAUAGAAAAUCAUUCAACGGCAUUAACAAUAAAAUGGGCAUAUGAAUUAAAAAAUCAACCACAUCAUUUAAUUCAGUAUUAUAAUAAUCCAUAUAUAUAUAAUCAAAAUCAAGUUAUUUCUUCUACUUGGGAAAACUAUAUUAUGCAACAACAAUACAAUAAUGUAAUGUUUAGUGAUUAUAAUAAUAUUAAUAAUAAUAAUGCUGCAUUUACAGCUCAUUAUAAAAAAAUUAAUGACAGAUGUAAUAACUUAAGUAAUAGUUUAAAUAAAAUAGAUCAAAUGUUUGAUAUGCAAAAUAAAGAUAACAAAGAUGAUUCAUUUCCAGUAUACAUGUAA